CAGAAACUAAUUUUCGAUAAAAAAUCAGAGGAAACGGAACAUUCAGAUGAAUUACGCAUGGAGUGUGGUGUUGAGAUAGCUGGUGAAAAGUUUGUGGAAAAAUAUUUUACAUUAUCAUUACCGCAGCGGCGUUCGAUUUUGACGGAACUUUCCCAAAAUUUUGGCGUAAAUCAUGAAGCAUUGAAACGAGCUAUUCUUGUUUAUAAGAAGAAUGAACAGGGAUUUAUGAAUAUCGGGUCAGCAGUGCGUCCUCGGUAUUUCUAUCUGUUUCAGUCUGUCGGCAAUCUUAUAGGUGGUAUCAAACAAAUAUGUUUUGUUCGUGCUGACGUUUUGGAAAUGCUUCGUUCAUCAAAUUUAACAAGAAAUGAGAGUGCAGCUUUACGACCGGUUGAAAGUUGCUUGCGUGAUUUAUUGACGCUCUGGUUCUGUCAGAGUAAUUUGCGUCUACAACAGCUUAAGGUUGAUUCACCGAUAGAAAUUCUUGAUAAGGUGAUGAAAUAUGAAGCAGUGCAUCCAAUUGCGAGUUUACUUGAUAUGAAGCGCCGUUUGGGUCCUAAUCGACGUUGUUUUGUAUUUAUGCAUGAAGCAAUGUCUUUUGAGCCACUCAUAGUCGUUUAUGUUGCGUUCAUGCAAAAUUUUGCCAAGUCUAUGGAGGAGAUAAUGAAUGUAACUAACAUAAUCGCAAACGAAAGUUUGAAUAACACUGCUGUAUUUUAUUCCAUAUCAUCAAUACAACCAGGUUUGAGGGGUAUCGAUUUGGGUAAUAUGAUAAUAAAACGGGUUAUUGCCGAGAUUUUAAACACCAACCCACAUAUCCGUACUUUUGGAACAUUGUCACCAAUGCCUCAUUUUCGUUCAUGGCUUCUGCGUUCCUUAAAAUGUGCAGCACCAUCUGGUGAUGUUAUUGAUGAAAGGUUGAUGGCAAUAUGUGAAGAAAAUGAAUCUUUCAAAGGAGAUAUCAACAUGCCGGAGCUUGUGCGAUUGUUUUUAUUGAAUCACUUAAAUCAGAUAAAUUUAGAAAAAAGACCAGAGAGUAUGAGGCUUGAAGAAAUUUCUGAGAUUAUUAUGCAUUUAGCACUUCGCUAUCUAGUGGAGAUAAAGCAUACGGGAACAGGACGUGUUUUUGAUCCUGUUGAAAAUUUCCAUUUGCGAAACGGUGCAGAGAUUUAUUCUAUAAAUUGGAAAGCUGAUACAACUACGAAAGGAAUGGAACGCAGCUAUGGUUUGAUGGUCAACUAUCGUUAUCGAUUAGAUCUAGUUGCUAAAUAUGCGGAUCAGUAUAUAAAAAAGGGAGAGAUUGCGGUGAACUCUCAAGCACUGGCGAUGUUAUGA
Molecule: messenger RNA, 1332 nt
Organism: Thelazia callipaeda (thelaziosis nematode)
Lineage: Eukaryota; Metazoa; Nematoda; Chromadorea; Rhabditida; Thelaziidae
Source: the annotation of a GenBank genome assembly